AUGUGCACGAUUCCGCAUGUGUUGCACCAAAGUGCGCGGCCGAUCCGGCCCAGCGAGUUCGCCGAGGUCAUCCAGGCGCUCUGCCGGCCUCGGAUGCAAACGGCGCGCUCCAAUACGCCCAUACCCGUAUCCCUAGCCAUCAGCGGAGGUGUCGACUCCAUGGCCAUGGCAUGGUUAUGCUCCGAGGUUCGCCGUCUCGACCGAUUCAUACGCGUGGCCGACCACCGGGUGCUUCGCUUCAUGCCCAUAAUUGUCGACCACGACUACCGCAGACACAGCCACCACGAAGCCAAGACGGUCGCCGACUAUCUGCGCCAGAACUUGAAUAUGAGGCCGAUCAUGGCAAAGAUUAUGUGGGACAAGCUUGAUAGGGAUCGCAUGCUCAAUCAUGGUGAGCCUUCUGGCAUGAGCAAGGGCGCUUCGCGAGACGACAGCAGGCUGAAGUCUAUCCGUCCGCAGGACAUAACAAACUUCGAGACGGUGGCGCGAGAGCAACGCUACCGCAUUUUUGCCCAGCAGAUGUUGCGUGAACGUUCCAUGUCGCUUUUCUUGGCCCACCACGAGGACGAUCAGUAUGAAUGGUUGCUGAUGCGUCUCAUGGACGGUCACGGCCCGCGCGGCCUAGUCGGAAUCCCGGCCGCCAACCAGCUUCCGCACACCCAAGACAUUCACGGCUCGUACGAGAGUGGUUUUAUAGACGACCAGAAGUUCCGUAAUCCGCUUUACAGGAUAAAUCCUAGCGCAGAUGAGAGCAAGGCGAUCCGGACCGCCUUGAGGGAGCAGAUAACUUAUGAGCUCCGUAGUUCAUCUCCUUCCAACCCUGAGACGGGCUCUGCCGUACGCGACUACCUCUAUUCUCUUACUGGCGCUGAGAACGGCCCCAAAAGAGGAGUCCCUGAGUUGGAACCGUGCCAGGUAGAGGACGGGGGUACCAUGCUGUAUCGGCCGAUGCUCGAAUUCUCCAAAGACCGCAUCAUUGCGACGUGCGUGGAGAAUGGUGUCCCAUGGUUUGAGGAUAGUACAAACAAGGAUGUGACACUCACACCGCGAAAUGCUAUCCGUCACAUGGUCAAGCACCACACUAUGCCCGUUGCGCUGCAAAAGCCAGCCGUUCUGGCCAUGUCCCACCGCAUUAGGCGUCGAUUGGAGCUACAGAAUCAAGAGGCAGACCGGAUUUUUAACCGGCUAGUUCUCUACGAGUUCCACCCCAAUGUCGGGUCCAUCAUGGUUGAAUUUCCCAACCUCCGCCGCCCCGGUCCGCGCCGGAAGCACUCCAUAUACACGGCCCGCUGGCGUCAAGUCGCCCUAGAGAACAAGACGAUAGCCGCGGCCCAAGCCUUCCGCCGCCUCCUGCGUAUCGUCUCCCCACAGUCCGCCUUGCCGACUGCAGAGGACUUGCAGCCCUUUGUGGGUCGAGUCCUCCCUUCUCUCGCCGAGACAACCACCGGGGAGGGACCGACCAGUCCUCCCAAAUCAUUCGUCAUCAGCGGAGUGCACUGCGUCCCCAUCCACCCUAAACCCAAAGACCCGAAUCAGAGAUUGAGGUGGCAGCUUGCCCGGGCGCCUCAUAACUCUCCAGCCCGCGAACCCCUCCCCUCGGUUCUGUUCCGCAGCCGCGUAUCGGCUUGGGACUACCCCGACAAGAGGCAAUGGUGGUGCUCUCCCGAGACGAUCCACGGCAGCCCGGGCGCCGUCUCGCGCCGCUACCGCUUCCUCCCCUACGACGGCGGCCGCUUCUGGGUCUCGGUCCGCCACCGCCUGCCCAUCGACGUGCACAUCGGGCCCCUCGCCCUGCCGUACCUCCGGCGCUUCCGCGACGCCCUACCCGACGACGCCUCCCGCCGCCGCCUCGACGACCUGCUCAAGCGCUACGCCGGCAACAAGGUCCGCUGGACCCUCCCGGCCGUCUACGUCUCCGGACCCAUCUCCUGGGUCCAGGAUCCCGACCUGCAGGAGCACCCUUACACGCGGCCGAGCCGCGCGCGACAGGAAGAAAUCAUGCGCUCGAUCCAGUCCUCCCGCGACGAGAAGCACAUCAUCUCGCUCCCGACCAUGGACAUGUGCCUGCCCGGCCUCGACUACUGGCUGCGGUACGAGUUCCGCUUCCGCAAGGUCGAUCGCGCCGUGCCCCGAAGUCUGGAGCGCACGAGGAUCAACACCAUGCUGGCCGUCGUCGGAUUCGGGCACAAGCAGGGCACGCGCGCCGGCAAGAGGCGCACGGGGGUCGCCAGCCCGAGAAGGAAGGAUACGGUGACGAGGGCAAGGAAGGCGCCGAUCGUCAGGGGCGUUGCUGCGCCUGGGAGGGCGGCGGCGAAAGGGAGGUUAGCCCACGUGGGCACGACAUAG
Molecule: messenger RNA, 2346 nt
Organism: Pyricularia grisea
Lineage: Eukaryota; Fungi; Ascomycota; Sordariomycetes; Magnaporthales; Pyriculariaceae
Exons: 1
Coding region: 1-2346 (781 amino acids)
Biological process (GO): tRNA processing
Molecular function (GO): ligase activity, forming carbon-nitrogen bonds; ATP binding
Source: RefSeq, a predicted model, not a curated record